This is a messenger RNA of Rhipicephalus sanguineus (brown dog tick), 872 nucleotides long. Its product is annotated as gamma-interferon-inducible lysosomal thiol reductase. Bases 246 to 872 code for a protein of 208 amino acids. Lineage: Eukaryota; Metazoa; Arthropoda; Arachnida; Ixodida; Ixodidae. Gene Ontology annotation, molecular function: oxidoreductase activity, acting on a sulfur group of donors, disulfide as acceptor. The record is from RefSeq and is a predicted model, not a curated record. The transcript is spliced from 8 exons.
GGCAGGCAGGCACCACCACACGCCGCGGCUCCUCUUCCUCCACUGCCGGUGCUAGUGCGGUCCGGUCCGUCGGUCGCGCAACCCCCGACCAAGUCGCGACGCCGCCGCACGAAGCGCACUGCUGCUACAAAACCGGCUUUCCGCUGUGUCCCCAUCUUCUGCCGUGGAAGAGAAAAAAGGCGACCCUCACUUCUUUCUUCACCAAGUGGCCUUGCGGGGAGAGUCCUACUACGACAACCAGCAUCAUGCUACCCGUUAUCCUCAUCGGUAUCAUCGCCCUGCUGUGUGUUCAGCUCCUAGUCAUAAUAUUUCUGAUGACCUCGUACGGAUGCUCUCUGGUGGGGCUCUGCCAUCCAAAAACGGCAUGCGUGCACGACCCAAAGGUUUCUGUGGAGGUCUUCUACGAGACGUACUGUCCAGACAGCAGGAACUUUGUCCUCGAGCAGCUCAACUCGACGUUCGCCGAGCUCCCAAACAUCAUGCAGCUUCAGCUCGUCCCAUACGGAAAGGCAUCUAGGAGAGAACUGCCAAACAAGUGGUACAGCUUCGACUGCCAGCAUGGAGACAAAGAAUGCUACGGAAAUCUGUUGCAAACAUGCGUAAUAAAGUACUACCCAGAGCCAAGCCAACACUUGCCCCUCGUCGUGUGCAUGUUUUCGUCCAGAAAUCCAAACCGGGCAUAUGAAUCGUGUGCUAAGAAGCAGGGUUUCGACACCGAGGCUCUGCAGAAGUGCGUCAACGGCAAAGAGGGCAACGACCUACAGCUGAGAUUCGCCGAGUGGACCGAGAGCGUCAACAGCAAGGGACGGCUCGAAUUUGUUCCCUGGAUUCGCAUGAACGGGGCAACACCCGGAGGAGCAUUCUUGCCCUGA